AUGCCUAGAAAGUUCUCCUUCCCCAGCAUCAAGAUGUAUGACGGUAGCGGCGACCCCGACGAUCACAUCGCGCUGUACAAGCAAAGGAUGCUGACGGUUGCACUCCCUAAGCAAUCCCGCGAAGCCACGAUGUGCAAAGGGUUCCACUCUGAUCGGACCUGUCCUGCAAUGGAGAAAGUGGCGGUCCCGGAAUGCAAUAUCCCUAUUGCGAUCUCUGCCUUCAAGAGAGGUCUACUUCCAGAUGGAGGGCUAUACAAAGAACUGACCAUGUAUCCUUACAAGACCAUGGAAGAUGUGUUGUCCCGAGCCUGGACGGAAGUAAAAUGGGAGGAAGAUGUUGCCAGCCGUGCCAAGGCUCAGCCAAAGCAGGACCAAAGAUCAGCCCGAUCAGAUCGAGAAGACCCGGACGAAGGUCCUCCCAAAAGGGAUCCAAUAACUUUGGUAGUAGAAACAAGAGCAGGUUCCAGUAUCAGCCUCAUGAGAGAGAAGGAAGAAGGGAUGUCAGUAUCUACCUGGCCUGAUAUCUCCCAUUUAUCAAUAUCAACACCGGAGCUAGUCAGCACACGAAGACAGAUGGGCCAACAGGUUAAGUGGCCUCCAAAGAUGAAAGCACCUGACUCAUUCUGGAGCCCAGAACUAUGGUGCGACUUCCAUCGCGAUCAUGGCCACAAAACCGAAGAUUGCAUCGCCCUGAGGAUAGAGGUCAAUGAACUACUCCAUAAGGGGCAUCUCCAAGAAUUCCUCUCAGAGAAAGCCAAGGCCCACCUCAGCAAAGAGACAGGAGGGAAAUUCAAAGGAGCUGCACCAGCCUCACCACCUCGCCAGGAUCGGGUGAUCCACGUCAUAUCCGGAGGAUCAGAAGUAAGCGGAGUGAGCCACACAGCCGCGAAGAAAAGCACUCAUAACGCUCAGCACGGUCUGGAAACGACCCAACCGAAGCGCCUACUUCUAGGCACCAACGAGAUAAGCUUCACGGCUAAAGAGCAAGAGAGAUCUUAG
Messenger RNA from Brassica napus (rape), 999 nucleotides. RefSeq lists its product as uncharacterized. The transcript is spliced from 2 exons. The record is from RefSeq and is a predicted model, not a curated record. Bases 1 to 999 code for a protein of 332 amino acids. Lineage: Eukaryota; Viridiplantae; Streptophyta; Magnoliopsida; Brassicales; Brassicaceae.